Molecule: messenger RNA, 1704 nt
Organism: Penicillium cataractarum
Lineage: Eukaryota; Fungi; Ascomycota; Eurotiomycetes; Eurotiales; Aspergillaceae
Product: putative monooxygenase
Exons: 6
Coding region: 1-1704 (567 amino acids)
Biological process (GO): secondary metabolite biosynthetic process
Molecular function (GO): monooxygenase activity; FAD binding
Source: RefSeq, a predicted model, not a curated record
AUGAAGGUAUCCACCGAGAAGGCGUCUCGCUGGACUUGCUCGUGCAUUGACAGUUUCGUGGUUGAAUUCGUUGAGACUGGAAAUUCCGAGCGUCGGCUUUCCCGAGCGCGGGGCGAGUUCAAGUUCCGGUCGGCCUCGGCCUUUCCGGCGAAAUUAACACCGACAGCGCGAGCUACGAAUAACUUCUUGAGCGUGAGAAGGUCCUUCUUCUUUGAAAUAUUCAAGAGAGACCUCGUUUGCGUUGAGUUCUCAUUGUUGUGGCUGGUAUAUCUAUCUCUUUUGACAUCCGAGUCGUCAGCCAUUACAACCCUUCAACAUGGUAAGUUUAGUGCAGACUUUCCAUCUGCUUACCCCCCUGCUGAGAUUCAAACAACACAGGUCUCCCAAGAAGCUCGUCUCCGCGUUGUCAUUGUCGGCGCUGGCCUUAGUGGCAUUGCCACGGCCAUCUCUGCCGCCCUCUCUGGUCACUCCGUCCAGGUCAUCGAGCAAGCACCGGAGCUAGCCGAGGUUGGCGCUGGUCUGCAGAUUACCCCGAAUGCCUCGCGUCUCCUCAAAUACUGGAAGCUCCGGGAUUCACUAUGGGAGGCAGCGGCCGAGCCCACGAAGCUGACCGUCCACCGGUACUCGGGCGAAGUGUUGGCUCACGACGACGCUUUCGAUAAGGGCAUCCAUGCUAAGUAUGAUGAUGCACCCUUUGUUGAUUUGCACCGAGUGGAUCUCCAACAAGGCUUGUAUGCGCGCGCUCAAGACCUGGGCGUGACCUUCCACCUGGGUGAGAGAAUUGAGCGUGUCGACUUUGAUACUACCACCGUCCACUCGGUGGCGGGAAACCAAUACACCGGUGAUCUGAUUGUCGCGGCGGACGGCUUGUGGUCUCAGUGCCGAGAGGCAUUCGAAGGAAGAAAGGAUGAGCCUCUUCCGACGGGUGAUCUGGCGUAUCGGAUUGUCUUGACUUCUGACCAGGUUACUGACCCGACGCUCAAGGCGCUCGUGGAGAACCCCGAGGUGCACUUCUGGGUUGGACCUGGCGCUCAUGCUGUGGGCUACUCUGUCCGAGGAGGAAGCAUGUACAACAUUGUCUUGCUGGUGCCUGAUAAUUUGCCACCGGGUGUCUCAAGACAGGCUGGCUCGGUGGAUGAAAUGAAGGAGCUGUUUGUUGGUUGGGAUCCAAUUCUUACCAAGUUCCUGGACUAUGUCACAACCGGUAGCAUCGACAAGUGGAAGCUGAUGCACCACGGUGAGAUGGAGAAGUGGGUCAAUGACAAGUCGAACCUUGUCUUCAUCGGCGACUCUUGCCACCCUAUGCUUCCCUAUCUGGCACAAGGUGCCAACUCCUCAUUAGAGGACGGUGCCGUUCUCGGCCUCUUGCUGGGACACAUGACGGAUAAGGCCCAGCUGCCACGUAUCCUGCGUCUAUAUGAGAGCCUUCGCAAGUCUCGAGGAGAGGCUAUCGUUCGGGAGACGUUCAAGCAGAGACACGACUUCCACAUGGUGGAUGGUGAAGAGCAGAAGAAGCGUGAUGAGGUUUUCCUCUCGCAGCUUGGCAAGGAGAUUAAGGGAGCUUUCCCCAGUCGAUGGACAUGCCCGGAAGUUCAGCCCUGGCUAUACGGCUACGAUGCCAUCAAGGAGGUCGAGAAGGCUGUGGCUCAGAACCCAGAAGUCUUCGGAAAGCAGACUUCUCGAUCAUCCUGUUCAGUUUUGUAA